GUGUGCUGGCUGUCCCCCGAGCAGACGGCAGGGAAGCAGAAGCCCUACAUGUACACACAGGGCCAGGCUGUCCUCAACAGGUCCUUCUUCCCCUGCUUUGACACCCCCUCGGUCAAGUUCACCUACUCAGCCACUGUGAAGGUCCCUGAGGGCUUCAUGGCUGUGAUGAGUGCCACGAGCUGGGAAAAGCAGAAGGAUAACACCUUUGUCUUCAAGAUGUCCCAGCCAAUCCCCUCCUACCUGGUUGCCCUGGUCGUUGGGGACAUUGUGUCUGCUGAUGUUGGCCCGAGGAGCCGUGUCUGGGCUGAGCCCUGCCUGAUCGAGGCUGCCAAGAAGGAGUACGAUGGAGUGAUUGAGGAGUUCCUGACAGUUGGAGAGAAACUCUUUGGACCUUAUGUUUGGGGCAGGUAUGACAUCCUGUUCAUGCCUCCCUCCUUCCCCUUCGGCGGGAUGGAGAACCCCUGUCUCACCUUCGUGACGCCGUGCCUGCUGGCCGGGGACCGCUCGCUGGUGGACGUCAUCAUCCACGAGAUCUCCCACAGCUGGUUCGGUAACCUGGUCACCAACGCCACGUGGGGAGAGUUCUGGCUCAACGAGGGCUUCACCAUGUACGCCCAGAGGCGCAUCUCCACCGAGGUCUAUGGUGCAGCAUACACCUGCCUGGAGGCUGCCACGGGAAGGGCCCUCCUGCGCCAGCACAUGGAUGCAACGGGGGAGGACCAUCCGCUCAACAAGCUGCGGGUGGUGAUCGAGCCAGGUAUCAAUCCAGAUGACACAUACAAUGAAACACCCUAUGAGAAGGGAUACUGCUUCGUCAGUUACUUGGCCCAUCUCGUGGGGAACCAGAGCAAGUUCGAUGCCUUCCUCCAGGCCUACGUGAACCAGUUCAAGUUCCAGAGCAUCACCGCGGACGACACCCUCGGGUUCUUCCUGGAGUACUUCCCGGAGCUGAAGGAGAAAGGCGUGGACUCCAUCCCAGGGUUCGAGUUUAACCGCUGGCUGAACACGCCGGGCUGGCCGCCCUACCUGCCCGACCUCUCUCCGGGGCAGCAGCUGAUGAAACCAGCAGAUGCCCUGGCAGAGCUCUGGGCAGCUGAUAGCUUGAACAUGGAGGCAGUCGAAGCUGUGGACAUCACGGGCUGGAGGACAUACCAGCUGGUCUACUUCUUGGAUCAGAUCCUGCAGAAAUCCCCCCUGCCUGAAGGCAAUGUGGAAAGGCUGAGCAAGAUGUACCCCAAGAUCUCCAAGGCUCAGAAUGCUGAGCUGCGACUGCGCUGGUGCCAGAUCAUCCUCAAGAACAACCUGGAGGCUGAGUUCAGCAAAGUCAAGGAAUUCCUGCACAGCCAGGGGAAGCAGAAGUACACUCUGCCCCUGUACCGCUCCAUGUGGGGUGGGUCGGAGGCCACCCGGGCCCUGGCCAUGGAGACCUUCUCUGCUACGGCCCCUCAGCUCCACGUCAACGUCCAGAACUACGUCAAGAAGAUCCUGGGCUUGGAGGUGGCAGAGGCCUAA
Messenger RNA from Acanthisitta chloris (rifleman), 1512 nucleotides. RefSeq names its product arginyl aminopeptidase (aminopeptidase B) (gene RNPEP). Lineage: Eukaryota; Metazoa; Chordata; Aves; Passeriformes; Acanthisittidae. Gene Ontology annotation, biological process: proteolysis. The record is from RefSeq and is a predicted model, not a curated record. The transcript has 10 exons. The annotation marks the transcript as partial. Gene Ontology annotation, molecular function: metalloaminopeptidase activity; zinc ion binding.